UAAGUUCUAGUUUGUUGGUAUGUUGGGUCCAGCGUAAAAUUAAUAUCAAAUAUAUCGGCCAAUGAGAACUUUCUAAAGCGGAGGCAAACAAAUGUCAUUUAGGUUUGAGCUUUAAACAAGUUCUCUUUUCAUAUUUUCAACCUGAUAGAUCCCCGCUUGACUUCAGCGGAAGGAUAUGGGUUUUUGUGUCUUCGCUCUCAGUGACUUCAGUGGCUGGUGAGCGGAGAGGUGGAAGACUUUUUCACUGCCGUGUGUGACUAGUAGACAUUAAAUGUAUGUGUAUUUUAAACGAUUUAAACGGAAACGAUUUUGUAAAGAACUAGCUGAAAUGUUGUAACUUGGCACUACGGGUAGCUUAUUGUGCGUGACUCUUUUCUAACGACACUUUUGAGAAGUAACCGUCCCAGGAGACAACUCAACUUUGGGUUGGCGACCUUAUGUGGAUUUUACAGAAAAUAUGGAGCAGAUCCCCGGUUUCUCCUCGGGCACAUCACUAGUCUUUCUCUUCUGCUUCAUCCACCUCUCUUUAGCUCUGCAGUGUAUGAAUGACAAGGCGCCUUGUGUUAACAACGCUACGUGCCAGACCUUUAACAAUGGCACCGAAUACUGCAGGUGUGCGCCAGGCUUUCUUGGUGAGUACUGCCAGCAUAAGGACCCUUGUCAACCUGGCUACUGCCUGAAUGGAGGGAACUGCUCUGUGUCGAUGUCUGCUGGUGUGCCUGUGCCGGGCAGCGCCACCUGCACCUGCCCUCUUGGCUACACCGGACAGCACUGCCAAACUCCACAGAACUCCACAUGUUACCCCAACAACCCCUGUGCCAACAGAGGUGUCUGCACCCUGAUGACCCUUGACAAGUACGAGUGCGAGUGUGCCAAGGGAUGGACAGGACCACGGUGUGAGCACGAGGACAGCUGUCUAUCUAGUCCCUGUGGCAAUGGUGGAAAGUGCAGCUCUCUGCCUGAUGAUAGAUACACGUGUUCAUGUCCUCCUGGCUACGCAGGUCUUCGCUGCCUUAAUGACACAAAUGAAUGUGCUGCCACACCCUCUAUAUGCCAGAAUGAAGGAGUUUGCUUAAACACCUUUGGCUCUUACAAGUGUAUCUGUGCCCCAGGAUUUACUGGCAAACACUGUGAAAGCUCAUACAUCCCUUGCUCACCUUCACCAUGCCUAAAUGGAGGCACUUGCCACCAGAACUCUGAAACCAGCUACUCAUGCCACUGCCUUCCAGGCUUCAAUGGAACUAAUUGUGAGAACAACAUUGAUGACUGCCCUGGUCAUCAGUGUGCCAAUGGAGGAACCUGUAUGGACGGAGUCAACACCUAUAACUGCCAGUGCCCUCCAGAGUGGACUGGCCAGCACUGUACAGAAGAUGUGAACGAGUGUCGCCUGCAGCCAAACACCUGCCAGAACGGAGGUACCUGCAGCAACCUGAUCGGCAGCUAUGUCUGCGUGUGUGUUAAUGGCUGGAGUGGGCCUGACUGCUCUGAGAACAUCGAUGACUGUGCUACAGCGGCGUGCAGCCCCGGCUCCACAUGCAUCGACCGUGUUGCUUCUUUUGUCUGCCUCUGCCCCCAUGGAAAGACAGGUCUGCUGUGUCAUAGAGAUGACGCCUGUAUCAGUAACCCCUGUAGAGAGGGCGCUCAAUGUGACACCAACCCCAUCAGUGGCAUGUUCAAUUGUAACUGUCCGCCUGGAUAUGUAGGCAGCACCUGCAACAUCGACAGAGAUGAAUGCAGCAUUGGUACCAACCCUUGCGAACAUGGUGGUCAGUGUGUGAACACUGAUGGCUCCUUCACUUGUAACUGUGUGAGGGGUUAUGCUGGGCCCCGCUGUGAACAAGAUGUAAAUGAGUGUGCUUCAAACCCCUGUCAGAAUGAUGGCACGUGUCUGGAUCGCAUUGGGGACUACACAUGCAUUUGCAUGCCUGGAUUUGAGGGGACUCAUUGUGAAAUAGAGGUGAAUGAGUGUCUCAGCUCACCCUGUCUGAACCAGGGUAAAUGUCAAGACCAGGUCAGCCGCUUCGUCUGCGAGUGCCCAGCAGGCUUCAGCGGUGACAUGUGCCAGAUAGACAUUGAUGAAUGUUCCAGCACACCCUGUUUAAAUGGGGCCAAAUGUAUUGACCGACCCAACGGAUAUGACUGUGAAUGUGCUGAAGGCUUCACUGGUCUACUUUGUGAGGAGAACAUCAAUGACUGUGUACCAGAGCCUUGCCACCAUGGUGUGUGUAAAGAUGGCAUCGCCACCUUCUCCUGUGAGUGCUAUGCUGGUUACACAGGCUCCAUCUGUAACAUCCAAGUCCAGGAGUGCCAAAGCAACCCUUGUCAGAACCGAGGACGCUGCGUUGACCUGGUCAAUGCCUACCAGUGUAACUGUCCACCAGGCACCACAGGGGUGAACUGUGAGAUCAAUGAAGAUGAUUGUGCCGGUAACCCCUGUGAGUACGGAGAGUGCCAAGAUGGUAUUAAUGAGUACAAAUGUGUGUGCGCCCCGGGAUAUACAGGUGUCAAAUGUGAUGUGGAAAUCAACGAGUGUUACUCAAACCCAUGUAUGAGUGGGGGAACCUGCGUGGACAAAGUCAAUGGGUUCCACUGCCUGUGCCCGCCCAGCACCCACGGCCCUCUGUGCCUCUCUGGCAUCGACCACUGUGCUCCUCAACCUUGUGUGCACGGAGAAUGUAUCGAACAGCAACACGGUUACCAUUGUGAGUGUGAAGCUGGCUGGGUGGGACAACACUGUGGGCAGGAAAGGGAUGAGUGCCAGCCCAGUCCGUGCCAAAAUGGUGGCAAAUGUGUGGACCGACAUAAUGGCUACACCUGUCAGUGCCAACCUGGAUUCAAAGGUUUGAACUGUGAGAAGAACCUAGAUGAAUGUGCAUCUGGGCCUUGUCUGAACCAAGGCAUCUGUAUAGAUGAAGUCAACAGGUAUACCUGCCAGUGUAGUCCGCCGUUCACAGGCAAACACUGUGAGGUGGAACAGGUUCCGUGUGCCUCUCGUCCUUGCGAGAAGGGAGGAGUGUGUCAUCCCUCUGCAGACUACACAUCUUACACCUGUCAAUGUCCCGCUGGUUGGCAAGGGCCACGGUGCACUGAGGAUGUGAAUGAAUGCAAUAACAACCCGUGCAAAAAUGGUGGUCGCUGCAUUAACAGCCCAGGCAGCUACGUGUGUAAAUGUCAACCUGGAUACAGCGGACACAACUGUCAGACAGACAUUGACGACUGCUCACCCAAUCCAUGCCUAAAUGGAGGCUCCUGUGUGGACAAGGUUGGGAGAUUCUCCUGUGACUGUCGCCUGGGUUUUGAAGGGGACCGCUGUGAGACUGAGGUAGACGAGUGUGCCAGCCAUCCCUGCAAGAACGGUGCAAUCUGCCGGGACUAUGUCAACAGCUUUGUUUGCGAGUGCCGAUCAGGCUUUGAUGGAAUCCUGUGUGAACACAACAUCCUCGAAUGCACCGAGAGCUCCUGUCUAAAUAAUGGGACUUGCAUUGAUGACAUCGGCACAUUCUCUUGCCGUUGCCGUCCCGGGUUUUAUGGGACAUUUUGUGAGUUCGAGCAGAAUGAGUGUAACUCUCAGCCCUGUAAGAAUGGAGGCACUUGCACUGAUGGCCUGGGUACCUACCGCUGCACUUGCCCAGUGGGGUACAACGGACAGAACUGCCAGAACUAUGUGAACCUGUGCAGCCAGGUGCGCUGUCAAAACGGUGGCUCCUGCUCUCAGACAGGAGCCACCUCCUGGACCUGCCACUGUAUGAUGGGAUGGACAGGACUUUACUGUGAUGUCCCCAGCUUGUCCUGUCAUGACUUUGCUGCCAGGGAAGGCCUGGAAGUGGAAAGUGUGUGUAAGAAUGCUGGUCGGUGCAUAAACGUGGGAAAUUCCCACAAGUGCGAGUGCCAGCCAGGAUACACGGGCAGCUACUGUGAAGAGAUGGUUGAUGAGUGCAAGUCAAACCCUUGUCGCAAUGGAGCUACAUGCAAGGACUAUCAGGGCACAUAUGAGUGUAUAUGUAAACCAGGGUACCAGGGAGUGAACUGUGAGUAUGAUGUUGAUGAAUGCCACUCUAAGCCCUGCCUCCAUGGAGGAACCUGCAUCAACCUCAUCAACCACUUCAUGUGCGCCUGCCCACCUGGAACUCAUGGGCUCCAGUGUGAAGUGAAUGUGGAUGACUGUGCCCCGAAGCAGGGCUCCUCUGAGCCCCGCUGUCUGAACGGUGGGCAGUGUGUGGACGGGGUGGGCCGUUACACAUGCUCCUGCCCUCCAGGAUUCGUUGGAGAGCACUGUGAGGGGGAUCUUAAUGAAUGCCUGUCUGGGCCCUGCCAGUCCCCCGGCAGCCUCGACUGUGUGCAGCUGGUCAACGAUUACCAGUGCCGCUGUCGCCUUGGAUACACAGGCCGCCAUUGUGAGUCCAUGGUGGAUCUGUGUCUUUCUAAGCCGUGCCACAACAGCGGUGUCUGCUCUAUGAACAUGAGCUCAGUACACGGCUACACCUGCUCAUGCUUACAGGGCUUCACCGGGUUCAACUGUGGUGAAAGAGAAGGCUAUAGUUGUGCAGACCUACAUUGCCAGAAUGGUGGGCACUGUGUGGAGUCCACGGUUGGUCACUAUCACUGCAAGUGCCAGCCAGGCUUCAGUGGGACACACUGCGAGAAUGAAUACAGGUGUCCAUGGAACUGCCAAAAUGGAGGAACCUGCAUCAAAGACCCAGCCAACCCAUACCAGUAUAGUUGCCGCUGUCCCAUGCACUUCUCUGGACGAUACUGUGAAGUAUCCGGACCAGGCCCUUCAACCUGUCCCUAUCUGCAAUGUAAAAAUCAUUUAGAGGAUAAAGUGUGUGACGAUCAGUGUAACAACUAUGAAUGUCAGUGGGAUGGAGGAGAUUGCUCGCUCAGUCUGCAAAAGCCGUGGAUUAACUGCACCGCCAGUGUUCCCUGCUGGGAUCUCUUUAAAAAUGGACAUUGUGAUAAGGAGUGUGACAACUCUGGGUGCCUCUUUGAUGGCUUUGAGUGCCAAGACAGCAAACAGACCUCCUGCAAGUACCAGCAGUACUGUGCAGACCACUACGGGAACGGCAACUGUGACCAAAGCUGCUACACGGAAGCUUGUGGCUGGGACGGCCUGGACUGUUCUGCUGACAUUCCAGCCAAAAAGGUGCCUGGCACACUGAUUAUUGUGGUCCGGCUGCAGCCUAAGGAGCUGCUUGGAGACUUGAGGGGUUUCUUGCGCUUCCUGGGAGCCCUUCUGCACACCAACCUGCAGGUGAAGCUGGAUAAAAAUAAGGACCCAAUGGUGUACCCUUACUUUAGGGAGGAGGAGGAGCGUGGACGCAGACUCGAGAGGAGCAGAAGGAAGCGGGAGCUGGAGAAGGAAGUUAUUGGAUCUAAGGUGUACCUGGAAAUCGAUAACCGGGAGUGUUUCCAGAGCUCAAUGGACUGUUUUUCCAACGCUAGUGAGGUUGCAUCCUUCAUUGCAGCAGCACAAAUCAAGGCUCAACUGCCUUACCCUCUAGAGUCUGUUAACAGUAGUUACAUAGACGUAGAAGAGGUGACACCAAUUUUACCGUACCUGGUGGGAGUAGCAGUGGUUAUUAUUCUGCUUAUCCUGGUGCUGGGGAUGCUAGCAGCCAAGAGGAAGCAUAAACAUGGUGUCCUGUGGCUGCCUGAUGGCUUCUUGGCUACUAAAAACGACAAGAGAAGAGAGCCUGUCGGACAGGAUGACUUCGACAUGAAGAAUUUCAAAACCCAGGAUGGUUCCAUGAUUGAUGGAGGUCAGAGUCAGAGAUGGCUGCAAGAUGAGGUCCCAUCCAAGAAGCCAAGAACUGAAGGUAAACCUUUGCUGCCCAUGGCUAUGGAUGGAGGUGUUGACCGAAGGGAGUGGACCGUGCAGCACCGCAAAGCCGCUGACAUCACCCUCACUCCUCCACAAGCCGACCUGGAUGCUGACUGUCUGGAUGUUAACGUCAAGGGACCUGAUGGCUUCACCCCACUCAUGUUGGCAUCGCUGCGUAAUGGUGGAGGCCUGGACUGCAGCCUACAUGGAGAAGAGGAGGAGGAGAGCGGAGGAGACGAACCAGGACCGAGUGUGAUUUCGGACCUUAUCACUCAGGGUGCUUCCUUAAUAGCUCAGACUGACCGCACAGGAGAAACGGCGCUCCACCUGGCUGCCCGCUAUGCCAGGGCUGAUGCCGCCAAGAGACUGCUGGACGCCGGAGCUGACCCCAACGCCCACGACAACAUGGGCAGAACCCCGCUGCAUGCUGCCGUGGCGGCUGACGCCCAGGGAGUCUUCCAGAUUCUGAUCCGUAAUCGUGCAACAGAGCUGGAUGCCCGCAUGAAUGAUGGCACUACUCCGCUGAUCCUGGCAGCCAGGCUGGCUGUGGAGGGCAUGGUGGAAGAGCUGAUCCACUGCCACGCUGACAUCAAUGCUGUAGAUGACCACGGCAAAUCCGCUUUGCACUGGGCAGCUGCAGUUAAUAAUGUAGAGGCAACUCUGGUGCUUUUGAAGAAUGGAGCCAACCGCGACAUGCAAGACAACAAGGAGGAGACUCCAUUGUUUCUUGCUGCCAGAGAAGGCAGCUUCGAGGCAGCUCAAGUUCUCCUCGACCACUACUCCAACCGUGACAUCACCGAUCACCUGGAUCGGUUGCCCCGCGAUACGGCUCAAGAGCGCAUGCAUCAUGACAUAGUGCGCCUGCUGGACCAGUACAAUUUGGUUCACAGUCCGCACAACGGGCCCAGCCACAUGGGAGGAGGAGGAAAUUCCUCCGUUAUGUGCGGGGCCAAUGGGGCAGGCUUCAUCGGCAUGCGCCCUGGGCCGCAGGGAAAGAAGAACAGGCGAGGAGGAGGUGGAGCGAAGGUGGGAGGUGUUGGCGGGGGAGCUAAGGAGCUGAAAGACAUGAAGGCGAAGAGAAGAAAGAAGCCCGCUGGAGGAGAGGGGCCAGGCGGGGUGGCAGGAGUCGGAGGAAGUGCAGGAGGUGCAGGAGGAGCAGGAGGAGCAGGGAGCGCGAAUGGCGUCAAGGCAGCAGGAGGACUUCCAGAGAGCUCUGUUACCAUGUCACCGGUCGACUCCCUGGAAUCGCCGCACUCGUACACAGGUGAUGUGUCCGGCGCCGUCUCCACCACAGCAAACUCCCCUCCGCUCCUGAGCAGCCCGACCUCCAGACCUAUGCUGCCCCCCGUCAGCCACAUGCUGGGACAGCAGCAGGGCUGGGUGGGCAUGACUAAGCACAGCUACAGCGGCCACAUGUUCGGCCUCGUCCCGCACCAGAUGGGGGGAUCUCACCCUGGCAUGGGCCAACACCACAGCCAGGGCCCGAUGCUGACUCCCAUGAAUGUCACCAUGAGCAGAGAGCAGCUGCCGCCCAUUGUUACGUUCCAGAUGAUGGCUCCUGGAGGUGGCCAGGCCAUGCUGAAGCAGCCGCAGCCGGGGCAGGUACAGGUCACACAGUCCCAGGGGCAGAACCAGAAUCAAGGUCUCUCCCAGCAGGGUCCAGGCCACCUCCACUGCUCCCAGAGUAUGAUGUACCAGAUGUCUGAGCAGAUGAGCAUAUCGCACGGGCUCUCCCACACGCUGCAGCACCCCCACACCGUCAGCCACGGAAGCCACAGUGGGAUCGAGGGCCAGUCUCGGCCUCUGCCUUCAUAUCCGCCCAUGCAGAGCCCUGUGGAUAAGUACCCCACGCCGCCCUCCCAACACAGUUACACCACUGCCGGCUCGGAGGGCACCACCCCCAGCCACUCUGCCCACCCACCCAGCGAGCACCCGUAUCUCACCCCUUCCCCUGAUUCCCCAGACCCUUGGUCAUCCUCUUCACCACACUCCAACUCGGACUGGUCUGACGUCACCACCAGCCCCACCCCUCUGGGGAACCCUCACCACGCACUGCCAUCUUCACACCACACACACAUUCCAGAGCAGGCGCAGCUGCAGUCGCAACAGAUGCAGCAGGCCUCUCAACAGCCUCAGCUCGGAAACAUGCAGGUGUUUGCGUAGGAAAAGCAUGAACAGACUGACUUUGGGGUACUGUGUAGUUAAAUAACGACACAUAUUAACUCACACAAUGCUUUUCUCAUUUCUCCAGUUAAUUCUCUUUGUUUGUUCCUCAUUAUAAUAAUCGGUCAUGUCCCCUUUUAUGUUUUUUUUCUCUUCUUUGCACUUAAAAAAAACUGUGUAUGGUUUCUAAAAUGUCAUUGAGUAUUAUCAGCUAGAAAGCAAAAGUUCUCAAUACCAAAAAUCGGUUUUCCAUGCCUUCAAUCCAAGCUGAGCAUCUUGUACUCUCUGCUGGACAAGUGAGGACUGUUGCUUCUCUGGCAACCGAACACAAACUGUUUAUUGAGGGAUCAUCGAGGAGCUGCCGAACUGAUGGUAGCUGGCUGGUAUUGCAUCAGAAAAGCAGACUGAUAAGGUGGACACUGAGACUGAGCGGAGAACCCUGUGCGUCAAUAUCGUCUGUGUUGGAAGACACAGUUCUGCUAUAUGCUAUCCUUUGCUUAAUGUGAUAAACCUGCCAAUACUAACUUCUCAUCUAAAACAUUCACUCUACAUUUUGUAAUCUGGUUGGUCACAUUCAGUUGAUGCUUUAAUUCAGCAGACAACAUAGUUGUUUCUUUAUUGUUUUUUUUACUCAUGCAUUUUUCUUUUAUGUGCUAAAGGAGGAAUUUUAUAAAAUGCUGUUACAUGACUAGAAAUACAACCUUAAAGUUACACACACGUAGCUUGUUAGACCUGUUCAAACAAGGGUGGGGGUUAAAUGUGUUUACUUGUGUUUCUCAUCAAACAUUUAUCAUUGACCUUCACGUUCAAUAAAUAAAGGUAGGUUCAGAGAGAACACACUGUAUUACCCAUGUUUUCAAGGUACUUACUCCUACAGAAAUGUAAAAGGGUUGGUUUAAAAACCAAAUCAGAGUUUGUUUGAAUGCAGUUAUAUAUUGUCUUGCCACCGACGGUGCCACUAUACAUCAUGUGUUGUUGAGGGAUUCAUUCAGAAGCUUGACGAACUUUAUGCAAAUACAUACAUUAGUUUAAUAUGUUGUAUGACAAAAUGUACAUAGACAUAACAGCACAUUCUGCUUGUUAUUACUGAGCUUAACUUAGCAAAGAAGUGACAGUGUCUGUUUUUUUAUAUGAAUUCUGUUCGCACUUCUUGAAUGAUUCUGAAUGUUACAGAGGUGCAUGUUUUUACCUUUUAAACCGCCUCUUUCUAAAUGUUUUAUUUUCCAAAAUUGUUUAACCUUUCUGCCUUUUGCUUAACUACAAUCAGUGUAUCUGUGCACCAAUUUUCUUAAUUGUCAUGAUUCAUAAACCAAGUCUGGAGGAGAGUGAGUUUUUAUUUGUCUUCCUUCUUAAAGUUGAUGUUGAUCACAGCUUUGUGACUGCUGUGUGACAAUCAUUCACUGUUUUUAUUUCUGAAACUUCAAAAAGGAACAUCAGUGUCUCUAAGACCAAAUUUUUUUUUUCCUGCCAAAAAUGUAUACCUUUUUUGUCAGUGGUUGCCCUUGUUUCAGUUAGUGUUGUGGUGUAUUAAAGACACCAAGAAAAGUUUGAAUUGCUACUGCACCUGUCUGUGUGAACAAACCAAAUCGUUCAUGUUUCAUCGAUGUCCCCAGUGUUUCUCUGUGCUUGAUGUCCCCGUAGUUUCACUAAACAUGAAUACUGUACAUUCAGUUGUCAGUCAACAUUUUUAUUAAAGAAUUGAGCAUAUCGGUUCCCAUUCUUAUGCAAGGCCAUGUGUCUUUCUUCUGCAUAUAAAAUGGGUUUUUUGUUAUUGUACUUUACUUCUUAACCGAAUAGCUUAUAAUAUACAUGCUGUAUGAAGUAGUUGUCACCAUGUUUGUAUAAGGUAGAAGAACUAAAACUUAUGGCAAAAUAAGUUGUCUGUUGCAGAACACCAAAUGAUCAACCAAAUGUGCUUACUGAAAUAAAGCCCAGAUCUUCAUAGA
Molecule: messenger RNA, 9930 nt
Organism: Scatophagus argus
Lineage: Eukaryota; Metazoa; Chordata; Actinopteri; Scatophagidae
Gene: notch2
Product: notch receptor 2
Exons: 35
Coding region: 458-7984 (2508 amino acids)
Biological process (GO): regulation of developmental process; cell differentiation; apoptotic process
Cellular component (GO): signaling receptor complex; membrane
Molecular function (GO): calcium ion binding; protein binding; signaling receptor activity
Source: RefSeq, a predicted model, not a curated record